Messenger RNA from Tinamus guttatus (white-throated tinamou), 375 nucleotides. The record is from RefSeq and is a predicted model, not a curated record. NCBI's taxonomy places the organism in Eukaryota, Metazoa, Chordata, Aves, Tinamiformes, Tinamidae.
AAUGGAAUUGUUUAUAACAUGGAAAGACUGGGGCAUGGAGUCCAUUUGAUUACUCUUUUGGUAAACAGCGAUGGAUUAUACAAGAUGAGUCGCCUGUACAUCACUCCCGAUGGUUUCUUCUUCCGGGUUCACAUUCUAGUCGUGGAUACUUUAAACUGCAGUAAACCAUGCCCAGACUUUAAACUUGGCAGCAGGUACAUCGUGAUGGGCCGCGUCUACCACAAGCGACGGCAGCUGCCCCCGCGGCUGCUGCGCCUGCUGCGCGGGCGCCUGCGCCCCGGCGACGGGCUGCUCCGGAGCAGCAGCAGCUACGUGGGGAGAUUCAACAGCAGGAGGAACCGCCGAGUGCAGGGCGCUCACGCCGAGUGCGGAUGA